Helianthus annuus (common sunflower) is the source of this 1256-nucleotide messenger RNA. Its product is annotated as copper chaperone for superoxide dismutase, chloroplastic/cytosolic. The coding region runs from base 170 to 1117 and encodes 315 amino acids. The record is from RefSeq and is a predicted model, not a curated record. The transcript is spliced from 6 exons. Gene Ontology annotation, biological process: removal of superoxide radicals. Gene Ontology annotation, molecular function: copper ion binding; superoxide dismutase activity. Lineage: Eukaryota; Viridiplantae; Streptophyta; Magnoliopsida; Asterales; Asteraceae.
UUAAAAAAUGUAACAUUCUCCAUGGUUUUUCAACCACAAGAGUGUCAUCACAUCAAGUCAUGAAUGGCAUGCAUCCGGAUGCCUCUAGAACCCACACCAGAAUUUUAAUAAUAAUAAUAAUAAUACCUUAAUAUUAUUAUUCGAUUUUCAUUAAAUUCGUCUAUUCACAAUGGGUUUUCUUAGAACAGUUGCAGCAGCGUCAACAACUACGGCCAUUACAGCAGCACUCACCCUUAACUCCAUUUCACCAUCUUCAUCCUCAUCACACAAUAAUCACAACUUCACAAAACCCUUUUUCAAUCAACCCUUUUCAUCCCCAAAUCGUUUCGGCCUCAUCAAGAAUCUCACCAGCCCCCCUUCUGCUCUUCACAUGGACACUAAACAGGCUCCAAAGCUUGAUGCGGAAUUGCCGGAAGUUAUGACAGAGUUCAUGGUGGAUAUGAGUUGUGAAGGUUGUGUUAAAGCUGUCAAGAAUAAGUUGCAAACAGUCAAUGGAAUUAAGAGCGUUGAUGUGGAUUUGAGCAAUCAAGUAGUUAGAAUUUUUGGGUCUUCACCGGUUAAGACCAUGGCUGAAGCCUUGGAGCAGACCGGUAGGAAAGCCCGGCUAAUUGGUCAAGGGUUACCAGGAGAUGUCUUAAUUACUGCUGCUGUUGCUGAAUUCAAAGGCCCACAAAUAUUUGGGGUGGUCCGUCUGGCCCAAGUGAGUAUGGAAUUGGCUAGAAUCGAAGCCAACUUCAGUGGGUUGUCACCUGGAAAACACGGUUGGUCCAUCAACGAAUUCGGUGAUCUUACUCGAGGUGCCGCCAGUACUGGCAAAGUGUUUAAUCCUGUUAAUCAGCUCUCAGAAGAAAAGGCGCUCGGUGACCUGGGAACACUAGAGGCUGAUGAGAACGGUGAAGCGUUCUUCUCGGGUGUGAAAAAGAACCUUAAAAUCGCGGAUCUUAUUGGUCGAGCAAUAGCGGUGUAUGAAAAUGAAGACAGAGGUGAUGCUGGGCUUGCGGCAGCGGUUGUAGCAAGAAGUGCAGGAGUUGGUGAGAACUACAAGAAGCUCUGCACCUGUGAUGGCACCACCAUUUGGGAAGCAACCAAUGCUGAUUAUGUAUCCAGUAAAGUUUAAUCCAAACCGUUUAAACACAUUUUGUUUGUUUGUUUGUUUUCAAUAAAGUUUAAUCCGAUACAGUUUAAACUAUACCUAGGUGUGAUUUGAAUGCAGAGAGAUUGUUUUAUGUCAAUUUGAUUGUAUCUACUUGUCUUUA